Messenger RNA from Protopterus annectens (West African lungfish), 1361 nucleotides. RefSeq names its product aprataxin and PNK-like factor. The record is from RefSeq and is a predicted model, not a curated record. Gene Ontology annotation, molecular function: 3'-5' exonuclease activity; DNA-(apurinic or apyrimidinic site) endonuclease activity. The transcript is spliced from 5 exons. The coding region runs from base 1 to 471 and encodes 156 amino acids. NCBI's taxonomy places the organism in Eukaryota, Metazoa, Chordata, Ceratodontiformes, Protopteridae. Gene Ontology annotation, cellular component: nucleus; site of double-strand break. Gene Ontology annotation, biological process: double-strand break repair.
AUGAUUUUUGAUUCAGUUUUCUGUGCAGUAUCUGUCAUGAAGAACCCCAAUCACUUUAAAGAAUUCAGCCACCCUGGUGAUGAGGACUACAAUCAAUCUGCACAGGAUGUUAAUGUGAGUGACAGUGAUGAUGACAGACCAGAGUGUCCCUAUGGGACAGCUUGUUAUCGAAAGAACCCUCAACAUAAAAUAGAGUACAAGCAUACAGAAAACCCAGUUCCAGAGGCUAAGAGGAAGAGACCAAAACAGAGAGCAGCUAAUAAAGGCAAAAGUGUUCUGGACGGUGACAGUGAUGAUGAUGGGGAGCCAAAUGACUAUGACCUGAAUGAUAGUUUCAUAGAUGAUGAGAUUUCUGAAGAAGAAGAAGAAGAAUUUGAUCAGAGUGAUGAAGAUUCUGAUUGGGAGCCAGAGUCAGAAGAAGUUGAUGUUUUAGUAAAGGAAGCAACACAAUUUGUUAAGAGUAAACGCUAAGGAAGAUUGCAAAACAUUUGCUGAUUACUUUAUCACUUUAAGUACCGCUGCAAUCUGUGUGCUGUUUUUAAUGCACAUUAAACCACUCAUGCUCUUUGAAUUCAUUGUAUUAAAUUUUAAUUCCUUAUGUAAAUAACUUUAGAAAAUGAAACCUGUAUUGUCUUAUGCUUCUAAUGUACAAUAUUUUAACUGACCAGAUUUGAAUAUAUUUUCUACUGUAUAUAUAUGGUUUUAGUGUUAAAAUUAUGAAUUAUUUAAAUCAUGGUUAAGUCAGAGAAUAUGUUUAUUUUGUGUAUAGAGCUUUUAUACUUCUCUUCUGUAGCUGUCUGGAUUUAAGCUGCAUAAUCUUUGUGUCCAAGAUUGCCUCUGUUCAGUGCAAUUCAGUCUGUUUUCAGAGGUAAUAAGCCCAUACUAGAACUAUAUAACAUGUUUGUUGAAGGUAAUUUGGGAUACAUUUUGAAUGGUGUAUUCCUAAACACUACAAAGUAAUGUAUUCAUUAUGAAGAAGAAUUAAAGCCUGGAAUUUUAAAGGUGUUUGCAGUGUUCACAUUUUGUAAUGUCUAGCUGUCAGUGUCCAAAAUGCAAUAAAAAUGAAUAUUUUCUUCACUGAAGUCUGUAUACAUUCAAAAAUAAAGAUAUGCAGAACUUUAGCUUCCAUUUUUAUUUGAAACAAAAUUAUUAUCAGCUGUUUAUAAUCUUUUAUCCUUUGUCUUUAUUUCAGUUUGUUAACCAGGUAGUUGAGUUGGUCAUCCGAUCCUUUUCCGUCAUGUCCCUCCCCUAAAGGCAAUGAAAGUUGCACAGAAAAAUUUGUUACAGUGAGAAAGUAUAUAUAAUUGUACACUACAAUUGAAAAAGUAAAAUAAAGUAUGUUUUUUUCAUUUGUCUACUUA